Messenger RNA from Anolis sagrei ordinatus, 3037 nucleotides. It is a transcript of the gene CFAP96, whose product is annotated as cilia and flagella associated protein 96. The record is from RefSeq and is a predicted model, not a curated record. Gene Ontology annotation, cellular component: centrosome. NCBI's taxonomy places the organism in Eukaryota, Metazoa, Chordata, Lepidosauria, Squamata, Anolidae.
UUGCCACCAUUUAUUAUGAUCCACACAGUCAAAGGCUUUAGAAUAGUCAAUAUACAGAAAUAGAUGUUUUUCUGGAACUCCCUGCCUUUCUCCAUUAUCCAGCGGAUAUUGGCAAUUUGGUCUCUCGUUCCUCUGCCUUUUCUAAACCCAGCUUGUACAUCUGGCCACUCUUUCUCCAUGUACUGCUAGAAUCUUCCUUGCAGGAUCUUGAGCAUUACCUUACUGGCAUGAGAAAUAAGGGCCACUGUACGGAUGUUUGAGCAUUCUUUAGCAUUUCGCUUUUUUGUUAUGGGGAUAUAAGUUGAUUUUUUCCCAGUCAGAUGGCGUUUGCUGGAGGUGUAUCUCUAUACUGUACGAUUAAUGUACCUUGGCUGCCAUGACUCUGCUAUGGAGUCAAGGGAGUUGUAGUUUGGUGAGGCUGAGAAGGCGAAUUUCUGUGAGUCCAGAGCAUUGAGCCAUUGCAUUUAAAAUGAUGUCAAACUAAAUUAACUCUACAAUAUAGACUCACUCCUAAGGUGCAUCUACACUGUCAAUGUAAUGCAGUUUGAACCCACUUUAACCCCCCUGCCUCAGUGCUGUGGAAUUGUGGGCUUUGUAGCUUGCAGCAUUCUUUGGCAGAGAAGGCUGAAGGCUACAACUCCUUGGCAUUGAGCCACAGCAGUUAAAGUGGUGUCACACUGCUCUAAUUCUACACUGUAGAUCUACCCCUAGUUUGCUAAACCAGCCUCUCACCUCAGGCAGCCCUAGGAUUUCAAGGGGAAAAUGAACAUAGAAAAUGAGAACACUGCUCUGUAAAACAGAAAUGGAAAAGCACUGCUCUUGAUUCAGUGCAAGUGUGGAAACAGUUGUUUCAUGAUAUUUUUAACAUUACUGGGAUUUCAUGCAAUCCUGGUGCGGUUUGGAAGAGAAUGGACCAUGGACGAUGGGACUUGCAUAUGGGAGUUGUAGUUCACCUGCACCCACUGACCCACUGAACACAGCUGAUAUUGGAUCUAGACUAAACUUGAAGCACAGACAAACAAUGCCUUUCUCAAAUAACCCGGGCACUGCCGGAUCCCCAAGCUAGUACAGGAAUAAAAUUGAAUUUCACCAUUUCACAAAUAAAAGUCAUACUGAAUAGCAAUCUCAGAGGGGAAAAAAGUUGGGAACAUAUUUGUCUUUUUUGAGGCCUAUGGUAUGUUUUUUGUGGCUUUACAUGCAUAAUAAUAAUAUUAUAAAGUUUUAAAACCAAGGAACACUCACGGUGUUCUGAAGUUUGUUACUGUUAUAUACCUUCAAGUAAUUUUCAAAUUAUGACAACCUUAAGGUGAGUCUAUUAUAGGAUUUCUGUGGCAAGAUUUGUUUGGAGGUAGUUUGCCAUUGCCUUCCUCUGAGGCUUGAAUUGCUCAAGGCUGCCCAGUGGGUUUCCAUGGGUAUGUAUAGAUUCAAAACCCGGUUUGCCAGCGUCCUAAUCCAAGAUACCACUAACCCACGUGGGCUCAGAGAUAGCAUAAGAAAAGUCUUGGAUUGAAUAUUCUACUUUACCAGGACCCACUACUGCCUGGAACCAGUACUGUUAAGAGUAGUUUCAUCUGGCUUCGGAGAAUUUUCUUUUCUGAAAAAAGUGCUUCUCCAGAAGGACCAUCUACUGAGUAUCACAUAUUUUGGCACCAUAAGACGCUGUAAAUUUCAAGAAUAGGAGGCUAGAAAAAAGAAGCAAACAUGCCAUCAGAAACAGGAAAAACAGAUAUGGAGAGGAUUGGCCUCUUUAGUGAAAUGGAAUAUGUUACUAUUGGGGAUAAAUAUGUCUCACCAUAUAGCCGCCCUUUCAAUGAAGCUGCAAGCAAAAACAAGCAAAUGUUGCCAGGAGGCAGUAAAGAAAAGUCAGCCACCCAGGCUGGUUAUUUUGAUCCUGUAUUUUCAAGAAUAAUGGAAGGUGAAAGUUAUAUUAAUCCCGUUCAGAUAAGGAGACGAUAUCGAAUGGCAGAGGCAAAGAAAAACCUGGGAGACAAAGCCUUCCUCCCCAGUAAUGGUGAUAAAUAUCCUUGUGGUGUAGGAACUUACUAUGGAACAAUUGGAGGUUCAUUUCCUUAUUUUAACCCACAAACAAAAGACAAAGUUGCAUACGUUCCACCUGGCAAGAAUCUGUAUACCAAUCCUGGGAAGAAAGGAACCGGCUAUGGGUAUCCAAAUGUCACCAUAGGUAAACAAUAUUCACACUCGGUUGAAUUAUUUGACGCUGGCAGGAUAAACUUUAAGAAAAUAACAGAAGAACACCGUCGUCUAAUGAAAGGUGGUCCUUUCAAGUUGAAUCUCUAUCCCCGAGAAUAUUUUGAUAUGAAUCCUUACCACGAUGACAAACCAUUACCAGGAGUAAAGAAACAACCUGCUGCAGUAAUACCAAUCCACCAACCUUUUAAGCCAAGUUCUCCUGGAAAGAAGCCUGGGGGCAUGAAAGCAGGCACGUUUGAUCCUUAUCCAACCCAUUCUGCAGACCCCUACAUCCCUAAGCUGCCUAAGCUUAUCACAACCAAUAAACAAGGACGCAUAUUUCAUCCGUCUCCUGGGGUGAAAAGCAGGCCAAUAAGAAGUAUCAUGGCUGCAAACGUUGUAAAGUCAUUAAAUGCAACGAACUACACAAAUCCACGUGUGAUGUCAUAUUAGCUGCCCAAAAGCAAGGUGAACAAACUUCCUAAAAUUCUGGGCACCUUAAGUAAAUAAAAAUGUGUAGCCAAGGGAAAUGAGUCUCAUAUAACAAUCCCUGUGCUGCAUGUGUUGUUGUAUUCCAUAGAAAUAGAAACAGAAGAUUAUAUAUGUAUGUGUGUGUAUAUAUAUAUAUGUGUGUGUGUAUAUAUUUUUUUUACUGAUAAUGAACUAAAUCUAGCAUCAUAUCAGUGGAUGUCUGCUAGUACAAGAGGGGGAAUUUCUGCCCAUCCAGUUCUGCCAACAAAAGCAGUGCUGUCAGUGGAUCUAUUCAGUAUAUUUUGCUAUAAAUUAUAUAUGGAUUUGUAGAUACUAUGUUUUCAAAAAAAUAAAUAUUUAUUUUUUGCUUAAGGAA